This is a messenger RNA of Nannospalax galili (Upper Galilee mountains blind mole rat), 1026 nucleotides long. It is a transcript of the gene Psmg1, whose product is annotated as proteasome assembly chaperone 1. Gene Ontology annotation, biological process: proteasome core complex assembly. Gene Ontology annotation, cellular component: endoplasmic reticulum. Gene Ontology annotation, molecular function: proteasome binding. The record is from RefSeq and is a predicted model, not a curated record. Lineage: Eukaryota; Metazoa; Chordata; Mammalia; Rodentia; Spalacidae. Bases 37 to 906 code for a protein of 289 amino acids. The transcript has 7 exons.
CGCACGCGCUGUUCGGCUGCGCCUUGCUUGGUGUAUAUGGCGGCUACGUUUUUCGGCGAGGUGGUGAAGGCGCCAUGCCGAGCCGGGACCGAGGAGGAAGAGGAGGAGGAGGAGGAGAGCAGGCGGGAGACUCCGGAGGACCGCGAGGUCCGGCGGCAGCUGGCGCGGAAGAGGGAGGUGCAGCUUCUCCGAAGACAGACUAAAACAUCUCUGGAAGUGGCUCUGCUAGAAAAGUACUCUUGCUCCAAGUUCAUAAUUGCUAUAGGAAAUAAUGCAGUAGCAUUUUUGUCAUCAUUUGUUAUGAAUUCAGGAGUCUGGGAAGAAGUCGGUUGUACUAAGCUCUGGAACGAAUGGUGCAGAACGGCAGACACUGUGCAUCUGUCCCCUGCAGAUGCCUUCUGUGUGUUCUAUCAGCUGAAAUCAGAUCCCUCGGUUUUGCUUUGUCAGUGUAGCUGCUUUGUCGCGGAAGAUCAGCAGUACCAGUGGCUGGAGAAGGUUUUUGGUUCCCGACCAAGAAAGACCACGAAGAUAACUGUUCUCACGUGCCGGCAUGUCACCGAGUACAAAACCUCAGAGUCUGUGGGCAGCCUUCCUUCUCCUUUCCUGAAAGCCCUGAAAACCCAGCACUUCAGAGACCCCGUCUGCUGCUCACUGCUCGAACAACCGAAUAUCGCGCACGGUCUUCCUGCUGCAGUUCUGAGCUACUGUCAAGUGUGGAAAAUUCCUGCAGUUCUGUAUUUGUGUUACACUGAUGUGAUGAAGUUAGACCUCAUCACCGUUGAGGCUUUUAAGCCUGUACUUUCUUGCUCUAGCUUGAAAUCCUUGGCUAAGAACAUUCCUCAAAGCACAGACAUACUGAAGAAACUGAUGACAGCAGAAGGGACUCAGAGCAACAUUUACACGUGACCAGAGGCAUCAGUGGUACAUGGCCUGUCUGCCCAGGCAGCAGCGAGCACUGUUUUGUACUUUACACUGGGUGGGGUGUAUUUUGAGGGUGGUAGAAAUGCAAUAAAAUUUUUAAAAUCA